Molecule: messenger RNA, 4143 nt
Organism: Mercenaria mercenaria
Lineage: Eukaryota; Metazoa; Mollusca; Bivalvia; Venerida; Veneridae
Product: band 4.1-like protein 1
Exons: 29
Coding region: 16-4128 (1370 amino acids)
Cellular component (GO): plasma membrane; cytoskeleton
Molecular function (GO): cytoskeletal protein binding
Source: RefSeq, a predicted model, not a curated record
GUAUAAAGCAUUUUUAUGCUAUAUACACGUGCAAAUGUGGAUUUAGAUUGGAUUUGUUUUGAGAUAGGUGCGGCACCACGAGCUGAUGAAGAAGAUGUAAGUUACAUAGACUGGGACGAAGAUAUAACUGAUGACGUCAGUACAGCAGAGCAUUCGGCUAUUUCUCAGAGGUCGAGUGUUAUAACAGCAGACAGUGGGCGAGCCAGUAGCCGCUCCACCCUCAAAUCUACAGACAAAGACGGCAAAACAAAAAAGUCUAAGAAAAUGGUUGUGUGUAGGGUAGCUCUUCUGGAUGGCACCACAUUCGAGCCCAAAGGAAUAGAUAAAAACUCUACAGGACAACUGGUGUUUGAUAAAGUGACAAAACACCUUGAUGUCAUUGAGACAGACUAUUUCGGGCUCACUUUCAGGGAUAAAACGGGCAAAAAGUUCUGGUUGGAUAACACAAAAAAGAUCUCAAAGCAAGUGAAAGGAGGAACAUGGGUUUUCGAGUUCCAGGUGAAGUUUUAUCCUCCAGACCCAAUGGCCCUGAAAGAAGACGUUACAAGAUACCAGCUAAGUUUACAAGUCAGGGUAGAUCUCUUCAAUGGCAGACUUCCAUGUUCAUUUGCUACAUACGCACUCCUUGGUUCAUACACAGUACAGGCAGAAUUGGGCGAUUGGGACCAGAAGGAAUUCGGAGACUCGGUCCAGUAUCUACAUGAUUUUGAUUUCGCUCCGGGACAGAAUGCAGAACUUUUAGAGAAAAUUGCUGAACUUCAUAAAAAUCACAGAGGACAGACUCCAACAGUAGCAGAAGCCUAUUUCCUGGAAAACGCUAAAAAACUGGCCAUGUAUGGAGUGGAUAUGCAUGACGUGAAGGAUUCAGAAAACACAAGGUUGUCCCUGGGUAUCUGUGCCACUGGUAUUAUGGUGUACAAAGGCAGGUUGAGAAUCAGUCGAUUUGUGUGGCCUAAAAUACUGAAACUCUCAUAUAAAAGAGACUCAUUCUACAUUAAAAUCCGUCCUGGAGAGUUUGAGCCACAUGAAAGAACGAUCAGUUUUCGAUGUGACACCCAUAAGUUGGCAAAGAGGUUGUGGAAAACUUGCGUGGAGCACCAUGCUUUCUUCAGAUUGAAGACAGCCGAUCCACCAAGUUCAGAUACACUGUUCCCACGAUUCAAUACUCGUUUCCGCUAUUCUGGAAGAACGGCAGUUCAGGCGAAGAAGGCAGCAGAAAUGACUGAUCGUGAAGAACCACACAUUGCACGUACUGCUGAACGAAGGUCAUUGCAUGAUAAGCACAAACACUUAGAUGACAGUGCAAUGAAAAAGAUGCCAUACGAUGAGAAUGACUUACAUGGUAAUAAACAUGGUGAUCCAGAUGCUACGUUGGAAAGAGACCGUAAUGCUGAAGAUUUAUAUAGCAAGGUACAGAAACGACCAAACGGGGAAGAUGCGUCCGAUAGGUUAGAUCAUCAUCCAGGGGAUGAGCCUGGAACAGAGGGACCACCUGGCUAUAGUGCAGAUACUUCAGCCUUGUCUGAUGGUGGUAAGAAAAGUAAGAAGGAUAAAGAAGAAGAGAAAAAGAGGAAGAAAGAAGAAGAAAGAAGGAGGAAAGAAGAGGAAAAAGAGAGAAAACGAUUAGAAAAAUUAGAAAAAGAUAAAAAGAAGGGCAAAGCUCAAGAAACUUCAAUAGAUGAUGUACAGCCGGAUCCUGCCGUUCUAGAACAAAAAGAGAAGGACAAACAUGAGAAAAGUAGCGGAGGUCUGUUUGGCCUUCUCCGUCGUUCUCAGAGAGGCAGCAAAUCUGAUAAAGAUAAGUCUGAAAAAGAUGCCAAAUCUAAAGCGGACGCUGAGAAAGAACAGAAACCUAAACCUGUUCCAACCUGGGCAUUGCCUGGUAUGCAGGAAAUGAUGGAGAAAAGAGCUGCAGCCAAUCAGGAACAAUCGAAAAACGUUGAUAAUAUUUUGGACCUACCUCGGAUAGAAGUGGAAGAAGUGAACAUAGAUGAUCUAGACCCAGAAACUCAGGAGUAUGAAACAGACUACCAGUCUAAAACUGUAUCAGAUUUAGAGAAACAGUCUUCUUCAGGGGCAGAUCACUCUGCUGUCAUAGUGGAAACAAAGGGAGAUGAUCAGGUGGCAGAAUCUCUGACAGAAGAUCAGUUAAAAGAAGACUAUAUGCAGUUACUAAGGGACACUCCGGACAUUACUAGUAGAUCACGUUUAGAAGACGUAGAGCACCUGAUUAAGGACGAUCCCCGGUACAAAGCUGUCGAUAAAGACGCCAGAAAACAAUGGUUCAAAGAAUAUGUAGAUGAUAUGUUGAAAUCAGACUUCAUGCGUUUACUACGAGAAACACCAUCAAUUCACAGCCAGUCUACAUGGCCGGAGUCACGUCAGGAGAUUGACAGAGAUCCCAGAUUCCAGGCAGUUGGAGAUGAGGACCUGAGAGAACAGUGGUUUAAUGAAUAUGUGCAGGGCCUUCUUAAAUCUGAGUUUAUGCAGUUAUUGAAAGAGACCCCGACUGUGCACAGUCAGUGCCGCUGGAAUGAUGUGAAACCCGAUCUAGAGCAUGAUCAGCGAUACCAGGCAGUUCCAACAGAUUCUCAAAGAGAGGAUUGGUUUGACGAAUAUAUACAAAAUUUGAAAAAAGAAGAAUUUAAAGAGCUGUUGAGUGAGACGCCGGAUAUAACAAGUUAUUCAAAAUAUGAUGAUGUAAAACAUAAACUGGCACAUGAACCCAGAUUUGUAAACAUAGAUACUGACGCUCAGAGAGAACAAUAUUUUAACGAAUAUGUAGCCGAUUUGUUAAAGGAAGACUUCAUGCAGUUACUAAGGGAGACCCCAGACAUUACCAGUACAUCACGUUUGGAGGAUGUAGAACAUAAAAUUAGUCAUGAUCCACGAUACAAGGCUGUAGACAAGAGUGCUAGAAGGAAAUGGUUUAAAGAAUAUGUUGACGAUUUGUUGAAAUCGGACUUUAUGCGUUUAUUGCGUGAGACACCAACUAUUCAUAGUCAAUCUACAUGGCCCGAGGCACGACAGGAAAUUGACAAUGACCGCAGAUUCCAGGCAGUUGCAAGUGAGGCUCGAAGAAAAGCAUGGUUUAACGAAUAUGUGCAGGGCCUUAUUAAAUCUGAGUUUAUGCAGUUACUGAAAGAGUCACCCUCUGUGCACAGUUAUGCCCGCUGGGACGAUGUAAAGGCAGAUUUGGAGUACGAUUAUAGAUACCAAGCAGUUCCAACAGAUUCUCAAAGACAAGAUUACUUUGAUGAAUAUAUACAAAAUUUGAAAAAAGAAGAAUUCAGAGAACUGUUGAGGGAGACUCCCGAUAUAACAAGUUACACACGAUAUGAUGAUGUUAAAGCUGAACUGUCACAUGACCAGAGAUUCCAGAAUGUAGAUACAGAAGCUCAAAGAGAAAAAUACUUCAAUAAUUAUAUUCAAGACUUGAAAAGGGCCAAUUACGUUCAGCUGCUACAAGAUACCCCUGCUAUCACCAGUUAUUCGGAAUGGCAUCAGUCCAAGCAUCACAUUGACAGAGAUCCACGAUACCACGCUGUUGAUACAGAACUUCAGAGGGCCAAAUGGUUUAACGAAUAUGUUAAUGUUCAGGCUGGUAGAGGAUAUGGAGACAUGGAUUAUGGUUUAAGAAUUGGAGGUUACAAGUCAAUAGAUAGAAAGCUAGAAUUCAUUCCUGUUGAACCAUCAACAACGGCUACGAAGAGCAAGCCAAGAGAGGAACCAAUGCCAUUCUUCGAACCAGUAGGCGAAACAGAUGUUGAUUCUCUCGGCAGGAAGAAGGUGCCGCCACCGGUUGCUAAGAAACCACGGGGCUCUGGUGCUUAUGAUACAGAGGACAGUCUGAUCAAUAGUCACACUGGAGUGCCUGUUACGGUGAAGACAGAAUCCUACAAGUACAGUCCGGAUAUGAAUGAUGUGCCUCGAUCUACGUCCAAUAUUCCCAUUGUCGAAACAAAGACGCAUAAGGUAACAUACGAAAAAGAUGGGAUACCGUAUGAAACAGAAGAAAGUAUUUUAGUCAGCGCUCAUUCGGUGACCACUAAAUCACAGACCAUCGAUACUACCACAGUAAGGGUUGUGGAAUGGCUAGCAUACAACAGUCUAUCCCUCUUAACCUAAUCACAUUGCUAAACC